Molecule: messenger RNA, 2549 nt
Organism: Cygnus atratus (black swan)
Lineage: Eukaryota; Metazoa; Chordata; Aves; Anseriformes; Anatidae
Gene: SLC35A5
Product: solute carrier family 35 member A5
Exons: 6
Coding region: 264-1559 (431 amino acids)
Biological process (GO): pyrimidine nucleotide-sugar transmembrane transport
Cellular component (GO): Golgi membrane
Molecular function (GO): pyrimidine nucleotide-sugar transmembrane transporter activity
Source: RefSeq, a predicted model, not a curated record
AGCGGCGCGGGGGGAGGGGCCCGGCGAUGGGCGCUGAGGGAGCGGCGGGAGGGGUGGGGGUGAUGGCGGUCCCUCUGCGCCCGGCCUCGUAGCGCGUCCUUCUCCUAGAUACAAGAGUGGGGUGAAAGCAUGGCUCGUGGCGUGAGCCCCUUGUGUAAGAUGGCACCGAGCAGCCUCACCUGGUUGUAUGGCUUCCUGCAGUGCCGGUUGUUAUAGGGUCUCUUCCUUUUGUCGUCCGGAGGGAGCCGAGGGCAGGCAGCGGGAUGGAGCUGAGGUGCUGCCGCCGCCUCGCCCCGUGCUCCAAGACCACCGCCUACACCUUCCUGCUCGGGGGAGUGUUCAUUGCGCUGGGCUCCAGCCGGAUCCUCCUGAUGAAGUAUUCUGCCAACGAAGAUAACAAAUAUGAUUACCUUCCAACAACAGUGAACAUAUGUUCUGAAGUAGUGAAAUUGUUCCUCUGUCUGAUACUGGCACUAUGGGUUAAGAAAAAAGAGGGUUGUUUGGAUCAUCCCUCUGGAUGUCUUUCCUGGAAGAAUUUUUAUAAUUCCAUGAAAUGGUCAAUUCCUGCCUUUCUUUACUUCUUGGACAACUUGAUUGUCUUCUAUGUGCUGACCUACCUCCAGCCAGCAAUGGCUGUACUUUUCUCAAAUUUUGUCAUUAUAACAACAGCUCUUCUCUUCAGGAUAGUGCUAAAGCGAAAACUCUCUUGGGUACAGUGGGCAUCUCUGGUCAUCUUAUUCCUGUCCAUCGUUGCCCUGACUCUGGGAACUGGAGGCCAUCAGCAAAGCUUGGCUGUACACGGAUUCCAUCACAAUAUGUUUUUCAAUCCAUCUAACCACUGCCUUCUUUAUGCCGGACCUGAGGAAACGUGUGUUGAAAAGGGCAACUGUGGAGCACCAAGCUUCCUUCCCAGCUUCCAGUGGAAUGUCACCAGUACCAUGGCAGGAGCACUGAAACCUCUCCGCCUCAGUCUGGGACAUCUGCUUAUUCUAGUGCAGUGCUUCAUAUCUGCCCUGGCUAACAUCUACAACGAAAAGAUCUUGAAAGACGGGGACCAGCUUGCUGAGAGCAUCUUCACACAGAACAGCAAACUGUAUGCCUUUGGGGUGCUGUUCAAUGGGCUGAUGCUGGGUCUGCAGGCCAAGGACCGGAGGCAGAUAGGGAACUGCGGCUUCUUUUAUGGGCACAACAUCUUCUCAGUGGCUCUUAUAUUUGUCACAGCUUUCCUGGGGCUGUCUGUAGCCUUCAUCUUGAAGUUCCGAGACAAUAUGUUCCAUGUUAUGACUGCUCAGAUCACCACUGUCAUCAUCACCACAGUGUCUUUCGUCAUCUUUGACUUCAGGCCUUCUUUAGAAUUCUUUUUGGAAGCUCCUGUGGUGCUUCUCUCCAUAUUCAUCUACAAUGCCAGUAAACCAAGAGGCCUGGAAUUUGCCACUCUGCGGGAAAGGGGCAAGCUCUUUAAAGGAGACACGUGGGAGAGGUCAAGUGGGGACGGAGAAGAGUUUGAGAGACUGAACAAACCAAGCAGUGACAUCGAUACAGAUGAAGAUUUGCUCUAGCAUGGAGCUGGCUAAGAGGAAUGCUAUUACUCAUAGUGAGAGAAUGUUAAUGUUUCCUUAACAUAGCGAAGGGUCCUUUUUUCCCAUUUGCAGAACAAUUGAGACUACUUUGGGUCUGGAUGUCAGAGAUGGAUGAGGAAAACAUUCAAGCUCUUAAUUUGAGCCAUUUGUUUUUGAGAGCUGUUUUCACUCUUCCCAUCUGUGCAAAUUAGGAGUUCAAAAUCUGCUGCAAUAAACGAAGUUUGUACCUGAAGUGAACAAGAAGAGGCUUGGACCCUGGACUCGGUUGUCUGGGUGACACGCUGCAUUGGAGGGCAGUCCUGGACUCUAACCAUGUCUUUUAUCACUUUGGUUGACUGUCCUGAGUCACUGCCAGUUCCUGUAUGAAUUCCUUGGUUAGCAAAGCAGAGAUGAUAAAACUUGUCCACGCUGCAGAACUGAUAUAAGGGUUGAUUGGCAUCUUCCAAUGUAAAAAUGCUUCAUUAAGUUUUCUUUUCAGGGCUUAAGAUAUUACUAAUAACAGUCAAUACGCCUCUUAUUUAUGAGAUUUUAUUGUAUUUUGGUGAUUCACAUUGAAAUACCCCUAGCUGAGUGAAAGAGUCCCCCUGAACCAAUCUCAUCAAACCUUGACUUGAGAAUGUAUAAUAAUCAGAUAAUUUGUCUGAAGGAUCAACAUAUUCUUAAUCUAGGAGAAUCUUCUUCAGUUUGAAUGGUCUUAAUUCUGUUUUCAUUCCCAUUUUACACCAGUGUAACUCUGUACUGACUCCUGUGGAGUCCUUUCUGAUUCUUUGAUGUGGCUGAAGUAUAUUUCACUGACUUCAGCCACCAGCUCUCUCACAUUUCCAGUAUGAGACUGUUGUGUGCCUGUCUCCCAAUGUCUGGGGGAACUGAAAUUUGGAAUGCCUUUGUAGAAAAUAGUGGAUUCUACUUGCAACUUAUGUGGCUUAACUUUGAAAGAUCCUGAAUAAAACAAAAGCGUGUUAUUUGGUA